This is a messenger RNA of Ylistrum balloti, 1101 nucleotides long. RefSeq lists its product as uncharacterized. The coding region runs from base 1 to 1101 and encodes 366 amino acids. The transcript has a single exon. Lineage: Eukaryota; Metazoa; Mollusca; Bivalvia; Pectinida; Pectinidae. The record is from RefSeq and is a predicted model, not a curated record.
AUGAACAAUGGAUUCGAUGAUCAUGACAUUAUGAAUAAUGUUUGUUAUCAGAGUAUAAGUGCUGGAUUUGGCGGUCAUGGCAGCAUGAAUACUGGUUCUGUCGGUCAUGGCAGCAUGAAUGCUGGUUCUGUCGUUCAUAGCAGCAUGAAUGCUGGUUCUGUCGAUCAUGGCAGCAUGAAUGCUGGUUCUGUCUGUCAUAGCAGCAUGAAUGCUGGUUCUGUCGGUCAUGGCAGCAUGAAUGCUGGUUCUGUCGGUCAUAGCAGCAUGAAUGCUGGUUCUGUCGGUCAAGACAGCAUGAAUGCUGGUUCUGUCGGUCAUGGCAGCAUGAAUGCUGGUUCUGUCGGUCAAGGCAGCAUGAAUGCUGGUUCUGUCUGUCAUAGCAGCAUGAAUGCUGGUUCUGUCGGUCAUGGCAGCAUGAAUGCUGGUUCUGUCGGUCAAGGCAGCAUGCAUGCUGGUUCUGUCUGUCAUAGCAGCAUGAAUGCUGGUUCUGUCGUUCAUAGCAGCAUGAAUGCUGGUUCUGUCGGUCAAGACAGCAUGAAUGCUGGUUCUGUCGGUCAUGGCAGCAUGAAUGCUGGUUCUGUCGGUCAUGGCAGCAUGAAUGCUGGUUCUGUCGGUCAUAGCAGCAUGAAUGCUGGUUCUGUCGGUCAAGACAGCAUGAAUGCUGGUUCUGUCGGUCAUAGCAGCAUGAAUGCUGGAUCUGUCGGUCAAGGCAGCAUGAAUGCUGGUUCUGUCGGUCAUAGCAGCAUGAAUGCUGGAUCUGUCGGUCAAGGCAGCAUGAAUGCUGGUUCUGUCUGUCAUAGCAGCAUGAAUGCUGGUUCUGUCGGUCAUGGCAGCAUGAAUGCUGGUUCUGUCGAUCAUGGCAGCAUGAAUGCUGGUUCUGUCGGUCAUGGCAGCAUGAAUGCUGGUUCUGUCGGUCAUAGCAGCAUGAAUGCUGGUUCUGUCGGUCAUGGCAGCAUGAAUGCUGGUUCUGUCGAUCAUGGCAGCAUGAAUGCUGGUUCUGUCGGUCAUGGCAGCAUGAAUGCUGGUUCUGUCGGUCAUAGCAGCAUGAAUGCUGGUUUUGGCGACCAAUUAAGUAAGAAUAAUAUAUAUCGCUCUCAUUAG